Molecule: messenger RNA, 2466 nt
Organism: Miscanthus lutarioriparius
Lineage: Eukaryota; Viridiplantae; Streptophyta; Magnoliopsida; Poales; Poaceae
Source: the annotation of a GenBank genome assembly
AUGCGCUGGCAAACCUGGAAUAUGGGCACCGUGUUCAAGGCGCUCGCCCUUUCCGCUGUUGCCGUCUGCUUCUUCUUCUUCCUCGGCAGCUUGCAUGCUUCAGAGCUCGGCAGCGAUGGCGAUGAACUGUCGUCGCAGCAGGUGUACAUCGUGUACAUGGGGCACCAGCAUGAGCCGUCGACAGAGUUGGCUGGUGGUUUCUCUGCAGCAAAAGCUGCUCAUCACGGGCUGCUCAACCAGGUCCUCGAUGAUGGCAGCGAUGCAAUGGACAGGAUCAUCUACAGCUACACGAGGAGCAUCAGUGGAUUCGCGGCCAGGCUGACCAAGGAGGAGAAGCAGAAGCUGUCCACUACGGAUGGUGUCGUGUCCGUCUUCCCAAGCCGGACGUACCAACUCCAGACCACGAGAUCAUGGGACUUCCUCGGCUUCCCCGAGACGGCGCGCCGGAGCCUGCAAACGGAGGCGGAGGUCAUCGUCGGCAUGAUCGACACCGGCGUGUGGCCGAACUCCCCGUCCUUCUCCGACGAGGGCUUCGGCCCGCCGCCGAGCCGGUGGAAGGGCGCCUGCCACAAUUUCACCUGCAACAACAAGAUCAUUGGCGCCCGCGCGUACAGGCAAGGCUACACGGGCCUGUUGCCCGUGGACACCGCCGGCCACGGCACCCACACGGCGUCGACGGUGGCCGGGCGUGUGGUGGAGAACGUCGACCUCGGCGGCCUGGCCGCCGGCUCGGCGCGCGGCGCGGUGCCGGGCGCCAGGUUCGCGGUCUACAAGGUGUGCUGGGACGACUCAUGCGGCAGCGAGGACAUCCUGGCCGCGUUCGACGACGCCGUCGCCGACGGCGUCGACCUCAUCUCCUUCUCCAUAGGGGGCAAGCUCCCGGUGCCCUACUUCGAGGACGCGGCGGCCAUCGGGGCGUUCCACGCCAUGAGGCGCGGGGUGCUCACCUCCGCGUCGGCCGGCAACUCCGCGCUCGACGGAGGCCGCGUCUACAAUGUCGCGCCGUGGAUCCUGUCCGUCGCCGCGAGCAGCACCGAUCGCCGGCUCGUCGGCAAACUGGUCCUCGGGAACGGCAGCACCAUUGUGGGAGCCUCCGUUAACAUCUUCCCGGAACUAAAGGAAGCCCCGCUCGUCCUCCCGACGAACAUCAACGGCUCCUGUGAACCGGAGUCACUGGCCGGACAAUCAUACACGGGGAAGAUCCUUCUCUGCGCGAGUGGAAGUGACGGCACGGGCCCUCUCCUCGCUGGCGCCGCCGGCGCAGUCAUCGUCAGCGGCUCACCCGACAUCGCCUCCCUGCUGCCCCUCCCAGCCCUGACGAUUAGUAAGGACCAAUUCACCGAAAUCAUGGCCUACGUCAACAAGACACGCAACCCUGUGGGCACGAUACGCAGCACCGAAACAGCAUUCGACUCCAAGGCGCCCACCGUCGCCUCCUUCUCAUCUAGAGGGCCAAACUUGAUCAGUCCAGGGAUUCUCAAGCCUGACCUGUCUGCGCCGGGGAUCGACAUCCUAGCAGCAUGGACGCCGCUGUCGCCGGUGUCCGGCAACCUCAAGGACGACCGGUUCGCGCCGUACAGCAUCAUCUCAGGCACGUCCAUGGCAUGCCCCCACGCCACCGGCGUCGCAGCGUACGUCAAGUCCUUCCACACCGACUGGUCGCCGGCAAUGAUCAUGUCAGCUCUCAUCACCACAGCUACGCCGAUGGACCCGUCGCGCAACCCGGGCGGCGGCGAGCUCGUCUACGGCGCGGGGCAGCUCAACCCGUCGCGGGCGCGCGACCCCGGCCUCGUCUACGACGCGCGCGAGGACGACUACGUGCGCAUGCUGUGCGCGGAGGGGUACAACUCCACGCAGCUCCGGGCCGUCAUUGGCUCCAACGCCACGACGUGCCCAGCCGCGGCAAACGGCGGCAAAAGGGGUACCGCCGCCGACCUCAACUACCCGACGAUGGCGCACCACGCCAAGCCGGGUAAGAACUUCACCGUCCGCUUCCCGCGCACCGUCACCAACGUCGGGGCGCCGCGCUCCCUGUACACCGCCAAGAUCGCCGGCUUGGGGCCAUACGUCAGAGUCGCCGUCGCGCCGAGGAGGCUGGCGUUCAGCAGCCUGCUUCAGAGGUUGUCGUUCACCGUGACGGUCUCCGGCGCCCUGCCGGAUGCGAACGAGUUCGUGUCGGCUGCUGUCGUGUGGUCUGACGGUGUGCGCCAGGUGGCAAGAGUUGGGGGAGAGUUGGACCGGUGGAUCAACAGCUGGGGUAAAGAUGGACUCACCCAGGAAGACCGUGAAGACGUCUGUCCAGAACUGCAAUUGGGACCUGCAACUCAUCAGUUAUGUCAGAUCGCCGCAUGUCUGCUUGCUGUUUCAUACGCUUCUGAGCACACUGCAGGUGCUGGUGUACCAAUUGCUGCAUCACAGAGCAUUCACUUUGCCAUGACUGAAGCCCAGGUUGACAUCCAGCUCUGA